AUGCCUAAUCAAAUUCAGGAUCUACAUCAAGUCAUUAUGGACGAGGAAAAUAAUCUCAUCUUCGAAAAAAACGUCAGCAUUCCUCUCAAAGGCUCCGAUCUUCCCAUUCGCUGCAACGUUUAUCGGAGUAUCGACUCCGACAACGGCCAGAAGUAUCCUGUACUUGUGACUUAUGGGCCGUACGGGAAGGACAUAUGGUACGGAGAUUUCCAUGCUAAAUCAUACAAGGAGGUCCCAGAGGAACACAAAUCCAAAUACGCGGCUUGGGAGACUCCCGAGCCUACGUAUUGGACCAAACAUGGCUAUGUGAUAGUCCGUGCUGAUGAGAGAGGUUUAGGCCAGUCGCCUGGUCUACUAGAUACUAUGUCUCGCGGUACCAGUGAGUGCUUUUUUGAUGUAGUAGAGUGGGCUGCAUCCCAGUCUUGGUCAUCUGGGAAGGUCGGACUUUUGGGCAUUAGCUAUUAUGCAGGCAGUCAAUGGCGGGUUGCAGCCCGCCGACCGAAAGGGCUAGCUGCGAUCAUCCCUUGGGAAGGCAUGUCUGAUUACUAUCGGGAUCGCUGUCGACAUGGGGGCAUCUUCUCCAACGAAUUCAUUAGCUUCUGGUGGAACCGUCAAGUCAUAACAAACCAGUAUGGACGUCCUGGGCGAGCUGCCAGCAAGUGGGGCGAAGACACAAUCGAAGGAGACUUGACCCAAGAAGAACUUCUCAAGAAUUGCCAGGAUCAGAACAUUGAUAAUGAGCGAAACCGGUUCCGCGAUGACGAGUACUAUGCGUCCAAGGAUUUUAACCUUGAAGACAUCCAAGUUCCCGUUCUCUCUGUUGCAAACUGGGGUGGCAUUCUCCUACACCUGCGUGGAAACGUACAGGGUUAUCUUUGGUCAGGAUCAAAAUAUAAAUUCCUCCGAUUUAUUGCAGGUCGUCAUGAUCUACCGUUCUACUAUCCUGAGGAGGUUGAGGUUCAAAAGAGCUUUCUCAAUGCUUUCUUGAAAGAUCAAGAUGAAGAUGGCUGGAAGACAGGCAAGGUCCCAGCCGUCAGUCUCCGUGUGCGGAAAGGAGAUGUGGGCUUCAACAACCCUACAGGGGAGAAGCAGUUUCCCAUUCGCACGGAAAGUGCUUGGCCAAUUGAGCGGACAGAGUAUACCAAGUACUACUUGGAUUCAGACAACAGCUUGAAGGCUUUGUCGGCAGCUCCCAAGACGAAUGCGACAGUAUCAUACCUAGCUCUUGGAUCCUUGAAGAGCCCUCAAUUGGUACAAUUCACAACACCCGCUUUCGAGACGCAAAAGGAAAUCAUGGGUCACAUUGUGGCCCAUUUGAACAUCACGGUCGAGUCGUCCAAUGCCAAGCCGGACAUUGAUGUCUUCGUUACGCUACGUCACAUCUCACCUACGGGCAACGAAGUGUUUUACACUGGGUCAUCUGGCGACAAUGUCCCCAUAUGCAAGGGGUGGCUCCGAGUGAGUCUCCGGAAGAUUGACGAGCUGCACCCAAAGAAUAAACCAUGGCUGCCUUGGCGUGAAUACUUGUCUACGGACGUCCAGACAGUCGAGAGCGGAGUUGUUUAUCCAGUAGCUAUAGAGCUCUGGCCUACCAAUGUCGUUGUUGAGAAAGGGGGCAAAUUAGUUUUUGAGGUCAGCUCCGGAGAUACACAAGGGUGCGGCAAGUUCCAACACACAAAUUCCGUUGACAGAUCUCCCGCUAUUUUCGAGGGAGUGAACACGAUUCACUUCGGACAUGGCUAUGAAAACUAUGUAGUAUUCCCAAUUAUUCCUUGA
Clonostachys solani is the source of this 1776-nucleotide messenger RNA. NCBI's taxonomy places the organism in Eukaryota, Fungi, Ascomycota, Sordariomycetes, Hypocreales, Bionectriaceae. The record is from the annotation of a GenBank genome assembly.